This is a messenger RNA of Grus americana (Whooping crane), 5492 nucleotides long. It is a transcript of the gene WT1, whose product is annotated as WT1 transcription factor. NCBI's taxonomy places the organism in Eukaryota, Metazoa, Chordata, Aves, Gruiformes, Gruidae. The transcript has 9 exons. Gene Ontology annotation, molecular function: RNA polymerase II cis-regulatory region sequence-specific DNA binding; DNA-binding transcription factor activity, RNA polymerase II-specific. The coding region runs from base 411 to 1610 and encodes 399 amino acids. Gene Ontology annotation, biological process: negative regulation of cell population proliferation; regulation of transcription by RNA polymerase II; negative regulation of apoptotic process. The record is from RefSeq and is a predicted model, not a curated record. Gene Ontology annotation, cellular component: nucleus.
UCCGAGGUGAGGCGUGCGAGGCAGCUGUGCCCCCCUAGCACGGACAGACGGACACACGCACAGACAGACGGACACACGCACAGACAGACGGACAUACGCACAGACAGACACACACACACGCGGACACACAGCGACACGCGCACCCGCCCUGCCCUGAGCUGCGAGCGGGUGCGAGCCCAGAGGCGAUCCUGGAGAACAACCUUUCCCUGUCGCUGUUGCCGGCUCCCGCAGGGCUGGACCCGGGGAGCUGCGUCGCGGAGCAAACUUCCCCCAAAGGGCUGAGCUCGCCAGCCUGGUGCCUGCAGCCGGAGCCGGCCUCCGGCUUGGCGGGCAGGGGCCAGGUGUCCUGGAACAAGUGCGGCCCGGGGGGAGACUGGCUGCCCGGCGGCAGGCAGAAGGUGUGCGAGCAGAUGGGCUCCGAUGUCCGAGACCUCAACGCGCUGCUGCCCUCCGUGCCCUCCCUGCCGGGCAACAGCAACUGCACCAUGCCGGUGAGCAGCGCGGCGCAGUGGGCUCCCGUCCUGGACUUCCCCCCGGGGGCCUCCUACGGCUCGCUGGGGCCGCACUCCUUCAUCAAGCAGGAGCCGAGCUGGAACGGGUCGGACCCGCACGAGGAGCAAUACCUGAGCGCCUUCACCGUCCACUUCUCCGGCCAGUUCACCGGCACGGCCGGGGCUUGCCGCUACGGGCCCUUCGGCGCCCCGCCGCCCAGCCAGCCGCCCUCCGGCCAGGCUAGGAUGUUCCCCAACGGGCCCUACCUGCCCAACUGCUUGGAGAGCCAGCAAGCGAUCCGCAACCAGGGUUACAGCACCGUGGCGUUUGACGGAACCCCGAGCUACGGCCACACGCCGUCUCACCACGCCGCUCAGUUUACAAACCACUCCUUCAAACACGAGGACCCCAUCAGCCAGCAGCCCUCGCUAGGGGACCAGCAGUACUCGGUGCCUCCCCCGGUGUACGGCUGUCACACCCCCACCGACAGCUGCACGGGCAGUCAGGCCCUGCUCCUCCGGACACCCUACAACAGUGACAAUUUAUAUCAAAUGACCUCACAGCUUGAAUGCAUGACAUGGAAUCAAAUGAACUUGGGAUCCACACUGAAAGGCCAUACAACAGGAUAUGAAAAUGAGAACCACAGUGCUCCCAUGUUAUACAGCUGUGGGGCCCAGUACAGAAUACACACCCAUGGAGUUUUUAGAGGCAUACAAGAUGUCCGACGGGUGCCAGGAGUAGCUCCAACUAUUGUCCGAUCAGCAAGUGAGACAAAUGAAAAACGUCCCUUCAUGUGUGCGUACCCUGGCUGUAACAAGCGAUACUUUAAGUUGUCCCAUUUGCAGAUGCACAGCAGAAAGCACACUGGUGAAAAGCCUUAUCAGUGUGAUUUUAAGGACUGUGAACGAAGAUUUUCUCGUUCAGACCAACUCAAACGGCACCAAAGACGACACACAGGUGUGAAGCCCUUCCAGUGUAAAACUUGUCAGAGAAAGUUCUCCAGAUCUGAUCAUCUGAAGACUCAUACCAGGACUCAUACAGUCUCUGUACAGAUGGACAAGCAGCCUGAAAAUCUUUUUCUCUCUGCUAAGGAUUCUUUUUUCUCUUCUGGACCAUAAAAGCCACAUAUUUAAGACUUUCAAAAAUAAAAAGAGAAAUUUUAAUAAAGGAGAUGAUUCACCUGAGAACAAUGGCAUUUUCUGUGGCACUGGCCAAAUAAAUGCUUCAGGUAAUGGCCAUAUCUGCACUUGCAAUCUGCAAAUGGUAAAGGGCAUGGCUGUGUUCCUGGGUUCUCCCCAUGGUUUCACGCUGAGCUGCAGGGCCUGGGUCUGCGUGUAUUUGCAUGAAGAAAGAUAUUUUCUUAAUCAGCAAGAGGUAACAAAAUGGCAAGCGGUUGUCACAUGCUAGCAAGCCAGGAUAAACUAUUCCCCAUCAGAUUUCAUUGCUAACUGAUCUGCUAAUUCAUGACUCCAGUAAUUUUUUAUCCUAGAUUAGCUAAAUCAGGAAAGAACUUGCUUUCUUUUUUCUGGUGAAACUCAUCUCCCUGUUCUAGUUCUUCCUUGCUCCAUGUGAUGCAAGCCCACACUGCACUCACUGCUGAAAGCAGCCUCACUUGGGCACCGAUAACCUCAUAGCACAAACCUCUGCGUGGGCUUGCUGCCUGCCACUGGCUCAGGUUCUGUGUGAGCUCUGCAGCCCAGCUGCGUGCUGCUGUGAUGAUGCUCCUGUCGGCGGUUUUGGAUGUGUCAUGCUCCUUUGACUGUAAAAUACACGUAUCCUGAGGGGAAUGAGCACGAGUGGUGGGUGGGGAUUUUUCGUCUCCAUCUUACCCUGUAGCUUCAUUCCUCUUUCUUUCUUGUACCCCCUAAAUUUUGCAACAAAACACCUAGCUCAAGUUAACUUGCUCCAUGUUAAAUCUUGAUGAAGCAAAGCACAGGCGACUUCCAUCUAAUUCCAUCCUAAUUUUAAGUCAACUGCCGAACUAUUUGUUAAGCUACAAAUUCAGGGUUUCUUUUCCCCACAAACAAUUUUACUGUGACAGCAAUCUUUGCUGUGAAAAGCAAAAAAUAAAUGAAAGGAAAACUCCACACCUCUAUAUACAUUUUUAGCAAUGGAAAUGUGAUUUCUGAUAUGUACAGUGAAGCUGUACACAGUAAUUUGUGCCCAGCCCAGAACUAACAGAGAUUGCUGCCCCCCGUUGCAAGAGGAAUUGCUUGUGAAACCAGAAAUUGCGUGUGAAACAGCAAAACUGCACUGCUUUUACUGUGGUAGUUCAGUGAAAAACUGGCCGGUAAUAGAUAACUCGCAUCAGUUCAGAGGAUGGUUUUGCUAAUGCUGCUGAGAUGAAAGAAGACCACUUUAUACAAUCUGUGAUUUUCGUUAGUAGCUCUGACCAGAUCAAUGUUGUCCCAUACUGUUUUAUGCACUCAUGUGAGAUAGUUGAUGCUUUUGCCAGCACGUAUGUUAAGUGGCUAAAGUAGACUUUAACCCCCUUUCCUUCCCCUAUAUAUAUAUUGUACGGGAUUUUGCAAACAGAAACACACAACAUUUAUGCCAGUCCCCGAUCUCCUUUUGCCUGAGUUUGGAUGUUUAUGAAAUGCACAAAGUGUGCGGCAAAGAAGAGGAGAAGAUGUCUGGGUGAGCUCGUACCACUCCAGUGGGUCUUGAGUUGGAGAGUACAAGGUGUGUAGACAGUACAGAAGAGCCCAGUCCCAGAGCUGAACCUAUUUUAAAAUAUUGCAUCUAUUUUGGGGGAAAAAAAAAAAGAAAAUGCAAUUCUAAAAGAAACAUGAAUCACUGGGCACUGCUCUGGGCUAACAAAAGCAUUCCAUCAGCAUUCCUGCGGCAUCAGAAACGUGGCCUGAAAUUCCACUUAAACAUUGUAGAAAAUCGAGGGACUAGAUUAAACUAAAGAGGUGAUGGCAUUUCUUCUUAAGAUUGAAUGUGCUUUACUUGCGGUCAUUUUUAGUGAAUGUUAUGCUCAUGGGAAUGUUAGAAAAAUACUGAAUAUUUUAAGCCUUUAACAUCUCCCAUAGAUGUGAAUCUACUUUAUUUAGACAGUAGUGGGAAACUUUCAGUCUGGCUCAGCAGACUUCAUGCUGAACUCUGUUUCUUCUGCCACAUUCACUUACACUCACCAGUUUCAAAGAACUUCAGCCAAAACUCAUAGAAUUAGCUGGAAAAACUCUCCUUGACUUGAGGUCAAGCUCUAAAUAGUCACUGACAAUUUUCACAGUGACUAGCAGUAUGUCUGCACCACAGUCCAAGGUGUGACUGAAGCUUGUACGAAUGCCAGUGACUUUUAAACUGGUUCAUUCGAGAGCUGAGAGUAGCAUAGACAUGGCAACAUGGGGUUCAGUAAGGGCCUGUCUUCAGGAAUGAACCACUGCAAAAUGUUCUACGUCAUCCGAAAAGGCUGUUGUUAAAGAUCAGCUGAGGGAGAUGUAAGAAAGCACGGAGCGCUGAUGUGAGCAGGAAUUGAGGGCACUCCCACAGCCUCUCAGGACAGCCCGGGAUGUCAUUCCUCCUGAUGGGGCCUCUGCCUAGCUCCUCACAACCCUGCAGAAAGCAAACGAAUAGCAGCGUCUCAGGCGAGCUGUAUCCCCAGUUAAUAACAGGGUGUUUUGUUAACAGGUGAAAAGCCUUUCAGUUGCCGGUGGCCCAGCUGUCAAAAAAAAUUUGCCAGGUCUGAUGAAUUAGUUCGUCAUCACAACAUGCACCAGAGGAACAUGACUAAACUGCAGUUGGCCCUUUAGACAGUUCAAACAAGUGAAUAAACCAGAUGGGACAUUAUGAGCUACUGCAAACUUUAUCAGCCAUCUUCGAUCACCUCUGUCAGAAAGCUGCAGCUGUCUUCGCAUCCCAUUUGACACAAGUUAACUAAACCGUAGGAUUCUGCUCAGCCUUGCCUUCCAUUUGGACUUACGUAAAUUCCUGUUCAAUAAGUUCAAGAGAUUUUUAUUUGUAAUUUUGUUUAAAAGUAAGCAAGAUUGCCACAGUUUCAAGAUUACUAUAAACUGUGCUUACCUUCCACAUCUGUAUCAACUUUUCUGGUUUUAUUUUCACUAAAAGUUUUCCAGGUACGUAUUGUUGUACCUUUUUAAGUCCCGCAGUGAGUAGGGUGAUUCCUCCCUGUUGAAGGUAAGCUUUACGCUUACAACAUCUGUGCGUGUGCUGAAGUUUCCAAACGCUAGUACAGCUAUCCUCACCAAAUGAGACUGAACACUCACCUGAGAUACUUUUGGUAAACUUUGUACUUGUACUGCCAAAGGGCAAGCUUUUAAAGUUGGAAGCUCUGCUUUUGAAUUUCACAAAUCAAACCUUUUUUUAAGGGAUGUAUUUCUCGAGCAGCUAAAGCUAGAUGAACCAGAGCUUCUCUGUACAGAAAAUGAGAAUCUUACCAUUAAGUUAACUUGUUUUUUAAAUAAUCACAUAAUUCCUCCCCCCCCAAACUGUUUUGUUUGUCAAAUAACUCUCUCCCUUUCUCUUUCUCUUUUUAAUGUAUUGGUUUAAAUUUAUUCUAUCAUGAGAUUCAUAGAUCUCCUUUACACAAAACUAAUUCCAAUCAUUGUAGACAUUUGGGAUUUGUUUACAAUGUAAAGCCACACUGGUUAUGUGGCUAGCAAGCUGUAUAAACUUAAAACUGAACUUUUAAUGGGGCUGGUCCAGGAUCUCCAUUAACAGAUUACUCUUAAGAUAAGUAACUUAAAAAGACUCUUUGUCAAGUAUAUGUGAAAAAGACAUUAUUAGUGUAAGGAAAUAUAUUGUUUCAGGGUUUUGGGAGGAGGGGUUUAUUAUUUACUUUUAAUUGCUUGAAAUUGUUUGUAUAUAUAUAUAUCUGAUAAUGUAUUGCUCUUAGACAUCUAAAAUUAGAAAGUGUAUAAAUAUUAGAUGCAUCACUGUUCUGAUGUUGUUGCUGUUACAAACUAUUGAUAACACUAAGAAUGUAACCUGCAUUUUUCACUGAGCUUUCAAUUAAAGCCCAUUCAAAGAGAAACAAA